Molecule: messenger RNA, 1776 nt
Organism: Funneliformis caledonium
Lineage: Eukaryota; Fungi; Glomeromycota; Glomeromycetes; Glomerales; Glomeraceae
Source: the annotation of a GenBank genome assembly
AUGGACAGGCUUGAUGAAGAAAGUGCGGAUCUUGAUUUUCUUGAAGAAAAUCUGAAAAAGACCGAAGCUUUGACAGAAAAGAUGACCGGCAUGCUUAAUGUAUUUGAUGAUCGCUUAGUGAGAUUGGAAGCAUCGAUCCUACCAAUUCAUAAGUCGACACAGACAUUAACUAAGUUGGAAGAUAAUAUUGACAAGACGCGUAAUGGAGUUCUGGAGAUCAUUGGAUUUUUUGAUCUAGUGGAAAGAGAGGAAAUGACAAUAAAAAAAGGAAUAAAUGAAAGUGAAUUAGAAUGUUAUUUAAAUUCUAUUGGAAAAUGUAAAAAAGCAAUGGAAGUUUUGGGUGGAAUGAGACUAAAGAGUAGUGAAAAAGUUAUUGGACAGUUGAAACAAAUUUUAAAAGCUGGCAUGUUACAAUUGGAGGAACAUUUUCGCUUAUGUUUAACAAACAGAAGCAACACAAUUGAACCACUUUCUUAUAUAACAAAAAAUCUUGAUAUCCCUGGAAUACCAAAUGGUCCUUUGCAAAACCUUGCGACAUUAUCUUCAUACCUUGCAACUUCUGGUCCAGAACUAGGCUACAAUAGUGAUUUUGUAAAAGCAUAUAUUGAAGUACGAUCAAAUUAUCUAGCAAAGUCAUUAAAUUUGUUAGCACAAGGUUCUAUUAGCACCGCGGAAAAAAGAAGUACCCUAGUAUAUGAAAAAGGAACUUCCGAUAAAAUACUUCCCCCAGGAAGCGUUAUGUCUGGAUUCAGAGGUGCUAUACAAAUGCCAUUAGAUAAUUAUAUUGAAACUGGUAGAACAUUAAAUAAUCGUGUGAAAAAAAAUAUGCAGACGGACGUGUUUUUGGCUUUUGAUAUGAUGGAGUCAUUGAAUAAAAAUAGUGGCUCGUUUGAGGAAGUUUUUAGGCUUGCAGGAAAAAAAGAUUCAUCUUAUGGCGAUCUUUUGCAUUCAUUGAGAGCAGCCGCACUUCGUUCAUUCCCAGAAUUUAUAGAUGAAAUUAAAAAUCACCGUACAAAAACGACAAAUCUUCCAAAUGACGGUACCGUUCAUGAGUUGACAAGUACAACUUUACAACACCUAAAGCGAUUAACUGAUUAUCAGGAAAUAGUUGAGACCAUGUUAUUGACUUUAGGAGAUGGUAAUUGGAAUGUUUCAGAGAAAGAACCUAAUUUUUCACGAGAUAGAACAGUACGUGGCAUGUCUGCAAAUGCUAUUUUGCAACAUUAUUUUGCUGAUGUUCUGGAAAGCUUGACCAUCACAUUAGAUUUCAAAGCAAAAUCAUAUAAGAAGACUGCUUUGACAUGCAUUUUCUUAUUAAAUAAUUAUCAUUAUGUUUUGAAAAGCAUAAGGACACAAUUUUUCUCAAUUUUAGAAGAGAUUGGAUAUAAAUACGAGAAAAUGGUGAAAAGAUAUAAUGAUGGAUAUCUGGAUACAUGGAAGCCGUGUUUUGCAAACCUCAUGGAUUCAGUGGUUCGAGGUGGGACAUUAAAGACCGCAUUAUCCAACGAAAAAGGAAAUGUUAAAGAAAAAUUCAAGAAUUUCAACACAGAAUUUGAAGAAAUGUACAAAGUACAUAAGGGAUAUGCUAUACCUGAUCUUGAAUUACGUUCACAGGUUAUUAAAGAUAUCAAGAUGGUUUUAAUGCCAAUGUACAUUCGUUUCUUAGAAAAACAUCAACAAUCAGAAUUUUCCAAAAAUCCUACAAAAUAUAUCAAAUAUGAUCCACAAUCUUUGGAGAAUUUGGUUAAUAGAUUAUUCGAUGGAUCCAUAAAUUAA